UGGCAUAUGCUUCCAAGAGGGUAAAUAAUUUGUUUUUUCUAAAAUUUCCAACGUAUAUGUGCAAUCUUGCAGCUUUAAUGACUAGCUAUACUUAUUCUUCAACUAACAACUGACCUUUUAAAAUAACCACUAACGAUGAAUAAAAAACUAACACUAACGAAUAAAAAGAAAACUGACCAUUAAUGAAUGAACGAAAAACUUACCAUUGACAUUUUCGUUCUCAAACAUCUGCUUUCAUUAACAAGAUUACAACCUCUUCAAGAAUUUAACCCCACAUACUAUGCCAAAAUCUACUAACACCUAUGAACACUUAUAAACACUUAUAAGGAUCCUACACUACCUAAUUGAAGUGAUAUUGUAAUUUUUACCACUGCGAGAACAAAUUCAUCCAAAGACCCAAGACAAACCGUCUCUUACGUCACCUAAUUCAACCAAAUUGCUCCAAAAGAUUCAAAACGUACCUAGACCUGAAAUGACUUUAAAAUGGCUCAAAACACAUAACAAAUACUCUUUAAGGAACUUACACCAUGUUCAAAAAGUGGUAAAAACCAUGGUAUAUCGGUGAUCCGAAGUUAUGCACUUUCAUGCAUCCUCAAAGCGAAUACGUUGUUUCAGAAGUAGCUUCUUAGUCGGAGACUUUGUCAUGUAUAUGCUCUCUUAUUUCGACCAAAAAAAAGCUGCAGUAUCAAUACCUAAAACCUCGAUGAUGAUUUCAUCUGGCAAACUCAACAAGAUCAUUGAAUACACUUUUUGUUUUAUAACCUCAAUCUCUGUUGUAACAAAUUCAGCUUUCUUCCCUAUCAACGGUGCCCGUAGACCUUGUUGAUUCAACAACAUUUUCAUCUUGAUUUACCAAAGAUUGAAACUGUUCCUACAAAUAAAUUUUUCGAUUUUCAUGUUUAUCCUAUACAUCUUCUCACAAGAUUACAAAACCCGAAGCUAUGAUACGAGUUUGUUGUGACGGAUAUGAGAAGAACAUAUUAAAAAAUUAGACAAACAAUAAUGAAAGACCUAUAGAUUUAACGUGUUCACAUCUAGGGCUAAGCCUACGGACAAAAAAUACUUUAUUGAUGGAGGUUGAGUAUUUUUAGUAAUAUUUUGUGCUACAGCCUAGGGUAUAAACCCUACAGAGUAAUAUAUGAAACAUUUAGUGACAAGUUUCCUAUUAAUUUUCUCAGAUUAGCAAAGAUUGGUCGAUCCAUGACAUAUGGAUCGGUUGUCGACCCUUGACUCGAAAAUCGACCGGUCCUUGCCACUCGCAGAGUUAAGGCAUAUUUUAACAACAUUUUGUGAUCAUCAAUUCAUGCAUCAUUAUCUUCUAAACCAUCGGGAUAUUCAUAAUUAAAUUAAAAACUAAAAAGAAAAAUUAACUACUCAUAACUAGUACUCCACUUUCGUAAAUAUGAGGUCUUUUUAAAGAUAAAGAUAAUUUAAAAAAUACCUUUGAAUUUUUUUUUCAAAGAAUUACUUUUGCAGUUGACUAAUGUUUUGAGUCAGUUUUGCAACUUUCCUGCAACUUUCCUAAAUUUAAAGCGUUUACAAAAUACUCCAAAACAUCUAACAGACUCGACUUGACUUAAUAUUCUUGACUCAAUUACGUUCAAUUAAAAUUCUAGACACGCAAGUUUUUGACGAAAUCAACGUUCCCCAGCGUUAGAAGUUUAUCUGAUUUAAAUAUAGCUUCCCUGAUACUGCAAAACAAAUUUAUGAGCAAAACUAAUCUCCUAAAAUGUAUACGAAAAAAUUCUUGCUAAUUGUCUGUCUUGUCCUCUCCUUUAGCUUCGGCUUUGUCUCUGCACAAAUAUGUGGAGAGUCACUGUUUUUCAGACCAACCAGUACUUACGCCAUAAACCGUCUCCUCGUUCUCUCAACUCUUGCGUCCAACGUCAGUUCCCGAGAAGGAUACUACAACGCCUCCGUUGGUGAAGGCCCCGGGAGGAUCUAUGCAUUAGGCCUCUGUCUCCCAGGGACUGAUCCAACGGUCUGUUCCGAUUGUAUUCAACUAGCGUCGGUUAGUUUAUUACAGAACUGUCCGAACCAGACCAACUCAUGGUUCUGGAGAUCCGAAGACGAUACGAAUACGAUUUGUUUUGUUCGGUACUCAAACCGCUCGUUUUUUAACCAGAUCGAUCUACGGCCAAGAGAAGAGUUUAUUUAUGAUUUAGAUUUCAUUGGAGAUGUUGCAAAGUAUAAGAGAACAUGGGGAGGUUUCAUGGAACGUAUGAUAUCAGCAGCUUCGUCCUCAAGUCCCGGGUCGCUUGCAGGCCGACAUUAUGCAGCGAAUACAACUUCUUUGUCCGGUUCCCGGACCAUAUACGCACUGAUGCAGUGUAUCCCGGGGAUUUCUUCAGCGGACUGUAAUGCUUGUCUUCAAGAAAAUGUUCGUUACUACCAAAGCUGUUGCGGUGGGAAGCAAGGAGGUAGCGUUAGGAGACCAGUUUGCUUUUUCCGGUUCGAUCUCUAUUGGUUUCGCAAUGCUUUCCAUAACAUAGCAUCGUCCCCUCCUCCUCAAAGCUCUCAAGAUGGUCAAGAAUUACAACCCACAACACCACCUCCUCCUCCUCCAGAUGGCAAAACGAUAUCUACAGGAGUCAGAAUGGCGCUUAUUGUAUCCACAGGAAUAUUUAUCGCGCUGUUAGCUUUAGGAUUGUUUGUUUUCAAGAGAAGACAAUCAUACAAUACGCUAAAUCUUGAAAAUGAUGAUGAUAUUAUAAGCUUAGAGUCAUUACAAAUUGAUGUCAAGACAAUUGAAGCCGCAACUGAUCAAUUUUCGGAGACCAAAAAAAUCGGCCAAGGUGGAUUUGGUGUUGUUUACAAGGGAACAUUACCAGAUGGAACUAAAGUUGCGGUGAAGAGACUAUCAAAGAAUUCAGGACAAGGCACAGAAGAGUUCAAGAAUGAAGUUGUAGUUGUGGCGAAGCUUCAACAUAGGAAUCUUGUUAGGCUUCUUGGAUUUUGCGUGGAAGGAGAUGAACAAAUACUUGUCUAUGAGUUUGUUCCCAACAAGAGUCUUGAUUACUUACUAUCCGACCCAAUAAAGCGACAGCAAUUAGAUUGGGCAAAACGGUACAAUAUCAUUGGAGGUAUUGCUCGAGGGAUUCUAUACCUUCAUCAAGAUUCACGGCUCACAAUCAUACACCGUGAUAUCAAAGCGAGCAACAUUCUUCUAGAUGAUGACAUGAAUCCAAAAGUAGCGGAUUUUGGCAUGGCAAGGAUUUUUGGGAUGGACCAAACUCAAGCUAAUACUAGAAAGAUAGCUGGCACAUUCGGUUACAUGUCUCCUGAGUACGCCCUGCACGGUCGAAUCUCCAUGAAAUCUGAUGUCUACAGCUUUGGUGUCCUGGUUCUUGAGAUCAUAAGUGGAAAAAUGAAUAGUAGGUUCAACGAAAAAGAUGAUUCAGCUGUCAAUUUAGUCACACAUGCUUGGAGACUAUGGAGAAAAGGUUCGGCGUUAAAACUUUUAGACCCAGCUUUUGGGCAGCGAUAUCAGAGCGAAGAAGUUAGAAGAUGCAUUCAUAUUGCGCUUUUAUGUGUUCAAAAAGAUCCCGGAGAUCGUCCUAUGAUGUCUAAAAUCAUUUUGCUACUCAGUAGUAGCAAAAUCACAUUACAGCGGCCUCGUGCACCUGGAUUUUACUUCCAAAGUAGUCUGGACCAAGAUUUGGAAGCUGAGGGCUUGGAUUCAUUUGGAAAACAAAUUCAUUGUUCUGUUAAUGACGCAUCCAUCACAGAGCUAGAUCCUCGUUGAAGAUGAUAUUAUUAUAUAGUUUCUUAUUAACUAAUGGAUAUGAUAUUGCUUUCCUCAUUUUAUUUAUAUUUCUUUAGUUGUCUUUUUUGGUUAAAUAGUCUCUUGUGUCAUUGUGUGUUCUAAACUUCUAAUGUUUAUCUAUUAAUGUAACCAGAGCGAUUUGGUUUGUAUGUAAUCAAGGCCGAGUAUUUAAUAAACCGGUGCUAUAAAAACAGCCAAA
Molecule: messenger RNA, 3965 nt
Organism: Brassica napus (rape)
Lineage: Eukaryota; Viridiplantae; Streptophyta; Magnoliopsida; Brassicales; Brassicaceae
Product: putative cysteine-rich receptor-like protein kinase 32
Exons: 6
Coding region: 1730-3745 (671 amino acids)
Biological process (GO): protein phosphorylation
Molecular function (GO): protein kinase activity; ATP binding
Source: RefSeq, a predicted model, not a curated record